Molecule: messenger RNA, 3706 nt
Organism: Colias croceus (clouded yellow)
Lineage: Eukaryota; Metazoa; Arthropoda; Insecta; Lepidoptera; Pieridae
Gene: Pkn
Product: serine/threonine-protein kinase N
Exons: 2
Coding region: 239-3364 (1041 amino acids)
Biological process (GO): signal transduction; protein phosphorylation
Molecular function (GO): protein serine/threonine kinase activity; small GTPase binding; ATP binding
Source: RefSeq, a predicted model, not a curated record
UCGUCUCGUUGGUUUCGUUGACCGACCAACUUGUUUAUAAAUUGUAUUGUAAUUUAAUUUAAUUUAAAGCAUUUUGUUUUAAUGUACUUAUUUCAUAAUGGUUACUUCUAAUACUUCACAAGACCUAAGUGUUAUGCAUCGUCAUAUCGUCCAUUCUGAAUUGUGAUCAAUAAGCAAUAAUAGUGAUAUUUUCUCACAUAAUUAUGGUUAACUGACGUUAGACAGUGCAUCCUCAAUUAUGGCAGACCCAGGUUAUUACCACAGUGAUUAUAUUCGUCACCCUGUCCUUUACGAACUGGGUGUCAAAUAUGGAAUUAAGACGGAAUGUAUUCCAGAAAUAGCGUUGCCGUCUAAGUUGGAAGAACUCAAGGAUGUUAUACGUAGGGAGAUACGUAAAGAAUUGAAAAUAAAGGAAGGCGCGGAGAAAUUACGUGAAGCUACCACCGAUCGAAAAUCGCUUUCCUAUGUUGCGAAUCUUGUAAAACAAGCUAAUAUCAAGUUAAAUGAACUUAAAUCUGAUUUGCAAGAAUUAGAAUCCCAGUUAAUUUUAUCACGCGGUCAGUCUACUCCGACGUCGCCCGAGGAUUUGUCUUAUGAUGAGGAAAUUAUUUUGGCCUCUGAAGCGGCGCAACAACAACGCCAGCUUGGAGAGGGUACCACUGAUCGUAAGCUGGCAUCACUUGAAAAACAGUUGAAUAUUGAACUAAAGGUAAAGCAAGGAGCCGAAAAUAUGAUACAAAGUAUUAGCAGCAGUAAUCAAUCGCGUGACAAGAAGUUGUUAGCAGAAGCCCACCAAAUGCUAGCAGAUUCUAAAGACAAAAUAGAAUAUUUAAAAUUGCGAAUAUCAAAACUUUCUAAACAACAGAAAGGUGACAAUGCAGGGUCAAAUGGUGAUGGUCGAAACAUGGAUAUGAGUGGUGUUGACCCACUACUUGAUGAACGCAUUGCUGAAUUGAGAAAUCGAUUACGUAUAGAGGCUGCUGUAGUAGAAGGAUCCAAGAAUGCCAUAAGACUCUUGCAAAGUGAUAAAAAAGUCACAGACAAGAAAGCUCUACAAGAAGCUCAAACAAAUUUGUUGGAGUCAACACAAAAAUUAGAUUUGUUACGUAGAUCGUUGGAUAUGCGUCGUCAAGAAUUGCCAGCUGAAAGUGCGGCAUUCAUAGAAUUAGGCCAUGAAUUAAGAAGCACAGGAUCUAGUCCUGGCUAUGUCAGUUUAUCCGGUGCAACGAAUGCCCGCCCACCUUUCAUAUCUCCAGCUCCACUUAUCAGUCCAUGUGUUCAAGUAACUGGCACAUUGGAGGUGAGAUUAAUGGGAUGUCAAGAUCUAUUAGAAGAUGUACCUGGUCGUACUCGCCGAGAUCCAUUAGCCAGCCCAUCAGAUUUGAAGUCCUUUGUAAAAGGGGUCACUAUAAGAAACUCAAUGAAGUACACAUACAGCAUAAAAGAAGACACAAGUAAUGAAAUUAUGGCUGUGAUGAAGCUUGACAAUCAUACUGUUGCUCAGACAAGUUGGAGGCCCUGCUCUCAACAAGCCUGGGAUCAAAGAUUCACUAUAAAGUUGGAUAAAUCCAGAGAGCUGGAAAUUGGAAUUCACUGGAAAGAUUGGCGUGGAUUAUGUGCUGUGAAAUUCCUGAGAUUAGAAGAAUUCAUUGAUGAUAUCCGACAUGGAAUGGCUUUGGAAUUAGAACCUCAAGGAUUAUUAUUUGCAGAAAUUAAGUUUUUAAAUCCAAUUAUAUCAAGGAAACCAAAAUUGCAACGUCAGAGAAAAAUUUUCAAGCAACAAGGCAAAAAUAUUCCACGGCCGUCAUAUGGAGACAUGCAUAUUCCUGCUGUUGUAUUAGGAAGAUUAUUAAAACGUUCGUCACCGUCAGUUCAAAAUAUUCAGAAUGCACUCAGUCAAUCUCAGCAACAUCAUUUUGAAUCACCGCAUGACAUGAAAGAUAUUGAAAAUACAAAUGCCACAUUUACUGGUAUGGCCGGGAUUCGCCCAUUGGGUUUGCCUCCCACUCCAACUACACCACAAGUGCCUGUUCUGCCUCCACCUAAGCCUUCUCUGCCAUUACAACCUCCACCAAAUGUAUCUACAUUAAGGAUGGAGAAAGAGCUCCAAGAAGCUUUUGCAUUUUUAGAAGACUCAUAUACUAGGGAUAACUAUAUAUCAAAGGAACAACAGCCAUCAGCUUGUAAUACUCCAUUAGUUGAAUAUCCACCAUCGCCUUCACCAAAAUUGGUUUUGGAAUAUCCAAGCAGUGAAGAUCAAAUUGUUGAAAUUGCAAGUAAUAUGCGUCUAUCAUCAUCAAGGUCUUCUUCAGUUAUUGAAACAAUGAGUAAAGAGCCAGAUUCUAGAAGGCAAUCUGGUGAAAUGUCAAUGAACAGCUUCAGAUUGUUAAGUGUCUUGGGCAGAGGACACUUUGGAAAAGUUAUAUUAGCUCAAUAUAAACCAACCAAUGAAUACUUUGCUAUAAAAGCUUUAAAGAAGGGUGAUAUUAUAGCCAGAGAUGAAGUAGACUCACUACUAUCUGAGAAACGAAUUUUCGAAGUAGCCAAUGCAAUUCGACAUCCGUUUUUAGUUAACUUAUUUGCAUGUUUUCAAACAGAACAGCAUGUAUGUUUUGUCAUGGAGUAUGCUGCUGGUGGUGAUCUUAUGAUGCAUAUACAUGCUGAUGUUUUUACAGAGCCCAGGGCUGUAUUUUAUGCAGCUUGUGUAGUAUUAGGCCUACAGUAUUUACAUGAAAAUAAUAUUAUUUAUAGAGAUUUAAAGUUGGAUAACCUGCUUCUGGAUACUGAAGGUUAUGUAAAAAUUGCUGAUUUUGGAUUGUGUAAAGAGGGUAUGGGGUGGGGUGACCGCACUGGUACAUUUUGCGGGACACCUGAAUUUCUUGCUCCUGAAGUAUUAACAGAGACCUCAUAUACAAGAGCAGUUGAUUGGUGGGGUCUUGGUGUUCUUAUUUUUGAAAUGUUAGUUGGUGAGUCACCAUUCCCAGGUGAAGAUGAGGGAGAGGUAUUUGAUUCUAUUGUAAAUGAUGAGGUCCGAUACCCUAGAACACUGUCUUUAGAAUCAAUUGCAUUAAUGCGCCGAUUGCUUAGAAAAAAUCCAGAAAGGCGUUUAGGUUCCUCAGAACGAGAUGCAGAGGAUGUUAAAAAACAGGCAUUCUUUAGAAAUGUUGACUGGGAACAAUUGCUCCUAAGAAAAGUUAAACCACCAUUUGUGCCAACUAUCAACAACUUAGAAGAUGUUAGUAACUUUGAUAGUGAGUUCACUUCUGAAGCAGCUGUACUCACUCCUCCCAAAGAGCCAAGACCUCUUAGUACAGCUGAUCACAAACUUUUCUGUGACUUCACAUACAUGGCAGACUGGUGCUAGGCAGCUAUAAAUCACUUUUAUUUUAAAUUUAGGAUAAUUCUUAAUGAUAAAAACAAUAAAACCCCAUUGCCUUAACUAAUGCGAGUGAAAAAACUGUAUUUUGAUAUAAUCUAUCUAAUCUAUUCUAAAGGGUAUCUUAGAAGAUACUCAUGUUGACUUGUAUUUAAUGCAGUUAAAUGCAAUAUUUUAUUAUAAAUUGUGUAAUUUAAAUAAGUUUUAAAUAGUGAUAACCUUUAUUUUUUUAAAACAUCAUGUUAUAGAUUUACAUAUUAUGUAGUUAUAUUUAAUUAACCUGAAAUUAUUCUUAAGAGAAUGUGUGUCAAAUAAAUCAUUACAUCUUCA